Daphnia carinata is the source of this 1960-nucleotide messenger RNA. RefSeq lists its product as uncharacterized. The transcript has 5 exons. Lineage: Eukaryota; Metazoa; Arthropoda; Branchiopoda; Diplostraca; Daphniidae. Gene Ontology annotation, cellular component: phosphatidylinositol 3-kinase complex. Gene Ontology annotation, biological process: phosphatidylinositol phosphate biosynthetic process; intracellular signal transduction. The coding region runs from base 250 to 1836 and encodes 528 amino acids. The record is from RefSeq and is a predicted model, not a curated record. Gene Ontology annotation, molecular function: 1-phosphatidylinositol-3-kinase regulator activity.
AGUACCCCGCGUUGUACUAACCGACACGAAAACAUGGCGGUUAUCUUGUCUUAGAAGAGAAAACAAUGGAAUCUUGUCGUCCAACCUUCUAUUGUUCGUGAUCUUCUUGCGCAUUUGAUAUUUUUUGUUUAACGAAACACACGUGUCUGAAAAGAAAAGCAAAACCAGGCGUAGUUAUGUGAAAGCCCCAAAUAUCUUCAUCCCGGAUCCACCUUUUACGUGACCUUCUUUUCAAACGAAUGCAAUAUCAUGGACACUGGAACUGAUGAUGAUAGCACAUUGUCAGAAAUCCCUGUAUUGGAUCCUCCUCCUGGCUUUGAAGAUGCAAGAAAGAUGUGUGUAAACACAAAGGACCACCUCUAUGAUGACCCUUUUAGUGAAGAAGAGGAUGGUGAACUUAUGCCAGUUUUGAACUUCAAAGCUGUUUCCAAAUUUGCUGCUGAAUUGACACAGUCUAUGCUGGCUGUUGUUGUGAAACCCAAGGUCAGAUUACGGACUAAGAAACUCGUUCCUCCUUUAGAACCAUAUCAUGCACCGUCUGAUUGUGAAGUGUACUCACUCCCUAUUGAUUGUCUAAACAAUGGUGAAAUGCAGAAGGAGAAACAAAAAGACACACAUAGAAACAGGCAUAGUAUUGCUGCUUUGCCAAGAUUAGAGUCUAGUGAACCUGUUCAUAUGACUCUAGAAGAAGUUCAGAGCUAUUUCAGGGAAUUUCAAGACACAUCUCUGUCAAGAAGGCGUCCUUGGAUGGUUGUGCCAUCUAAAUUGGAGGAAGCUCCCUCAUCUGAAAGCAAGCGAAAAAGUUGCUUCGUGUGGACACCGCACGUAGUAUCUAAGAACGCAAGUUUCGAUGAUGCGCGAUCAAAACGAAGUCGAAAGAGCUUGAGUGUGACGGCCGCAGGAAUAAAACAGGCUCUCUUUAGUGUCUUUCGCAUCCCGUCCCAUCAUCAGCUUGCAUAUCAUGGAGAAUCCUGCAACCAGGUGUGUCCUACUGGAUGGACGUUUUGCACACCAGAAAACAAAUCAAGCCUUCAACAGUGCGCCGAGAGUUCACCUCAACAACGCAGGGCUUUACCUCCUGUUCCUCAAGAAGAAGUUGGAUUUGUUCGUGUACCUUCUCGCCCUUCAACAAUCCUUCCAUCUCUAAUUGAAUCCCGAGAAUGUUCGAAGCCUGUGGAUCUAGCUGAACGAAUAUCUACUCUAAACGUACCGAAUAACGUGCCUAACGGUUUCGAUCCUCUUGCGAAUAACUCUUCGGAGUUUAGCAUGGAUAUGACUACCAACCAAACUAACCUAGAUUUUGCCGCCUCAAUCGAAGCUGUUAAAGACCACGGAUGGUAUUGGGGUCCUUUAUCUGGCGAGGCAGCUGAGCAGAUACUAUCCAACGAACCAGAUGGCUCUUUCCUUGUGCGAGAUAGCAGCGACGAUCACUACAUCUUCUCCUUGUCGUUCAAGUUAAAUGGUGGGGUACGGCAUGUUCGUAUCGAACAUGAUCACGGUAAUUUUAGUUUCGGAAGCGUUGCUCGUUUCAAGAGCCAAACCAUGGUGGAAUUUAUUGACAAAGCCAUAGAACACUCGAGAAGCGGCCGUUUUCUAUUCUUUCUUCAUCGAAGACCAACUCACGGACCGACUCGAGUCCAGUUGUUGCAUCCUGUUUCAAGGUUCCGUCAAGUUCAAAGCUUACAGCACCUUUCCAGAUUUGUUAUUUUAAAGCUAAUCAGGCGAGACCAGAUCAGCAUGUUACCGCUUCCAAAACGGUUACGAGAGUAUUUGAAUACUACUCAUUAUUAUUCGGAGCAGCUACUAGGUUCCCCACAACAUUCCCAUGCCCAAUAGAGCACCGACAUUUCUAGUCAUAAAAAAAGUAUUUCUAAUUUAAUUCAGUUUCUUUACGAUUGGACAGAUUCCCUUUGCCAAUUUGCAAUUAUAGAGAACAUAAUAUAACCUAUUAAGAUUUAAA